CUCUUAGCAAACAUUUAAUUCACAAAAGAGACUAUAGUGUGUAUAGACUUAAUUUCAGUGAGACUCAACAAAAAUGGCCUCUACACAAUGUUUCUUGCACCACCAAUAUGCUCUUACAACUCCAACUACUAGAAUUUCAUCUCAACGACAAAUUGUUAGCACCAAACCAAACAUUGUUGUUUGCAAGGCACAGAAACAUGUAGUGCAAGAAGAUGAUGAUGAUGCUGUGAGUUUUGUUUCUCGUAGGUUAGCACUUUCUGUUCUCAUUGGUGCUGCUGCUGUUACUUCAAAGGCUUCACCUGCUGAUGCAGCUUAUGGAGAAGCUGCAAAUGUGUUUGGAAGGCCAAAGACAAACACAGACUUCCUUCCAUACAAUGGUGAUGGAUUCAAACUGUUAGUGCCAUCAAAGUGGAAUCCAAGCAAAGAGAGAGAGUUCCCUGGUCAGGUUCUUAGAUAUGAGGACAAUUUUGAUGCUACAAGCAAUGUUUCUGUUAUGGUCACUGCUACUGAUAAGAAGUCCAUCACUGACUUUGGUUCACCUGAAGAGUUCCUAUCUAAGGUGGACUAUUUGCUUGGAAAACAAUCCUACUUUGGCCAAACUGAUUCAGAGGGUGGUUUUGAUACAAAUGCUGUGGCUGUGGCAAACAUCUUAGAGACUUCAGCACCAGUGAUUGGUGGGAAACAGUAUUACAACUUGUCAGUUUUGACAAGGACUGCUGAUGGAGAUGAAGGUGGAAAGCACCAGCUAAUUAUAGCAACUGUAAAUGGUGGCAAACUAUACAUUUGCAAGGCUCAAGCUGGUGACAAGAGGUGGUUUAAGGGAGCAAGAAAGUUUGUGGAGGACACAGCAAGUUCCUUCAGUGUUGCUUAAUUAAGAUAAUUAAGAACUAUGUGAAGGGUUGUUAUGUAAAUCAUUUUCUUAAAAGAUUUGUGCAUCUCUCUUUGUUGGAGUAAGCACUUGAAAUUUUAAUUUUGAAUGGCUUUUAACCUUCUCCCUAAUUAAGAAUUUUAAGUUGUUACAAGCCAUUGAGAAGCAUUAUUAUAAUAUAAAAGAUAAUAAUAUAUCAGAAGACAUCAGCCUC
This is a messenger RNA of Cicer arietinum (chickpea), 1082 nucleotides long. Its product is annotated as putative photosystem II oxygen-evolving complex protein PsbP-1. NCBI's taxonomy places the organism in Eukaryota, Viridiplantae, Streptophyta, Magnoliopsida, Fabales, Fabaceae. Gene Ontology annotation, cellular component: photosystem II oxygen evolving complex; photosystem II; extrinsic component of membrane. Gene Ontology annotation, molecular function: calcium ion binding. Gene Ontology annotation, biological process: photosynthesis. The record is from RefSeq and is marked validated.